Messenger RNA from Laetiporus sulphureus 93-53, 1967 nucleotides. Its product is annotated as PTR2-domain-containing protein. Gene Ontology annotation, cellular component: membrane. The transcript has 9 exons. The record is from RefSeq and is a predicted model, not a curated record. Bases 43 to 1869 code for a protein of 608 amino acids. Gene Ontology annotation, biological process: transmembrane transport. Lineage: Eukaryota; Fungi; Basidiomycota; Agaricomycetes; Polyporales; Laetiporaceae. Gene Ontology annotation, molecular function: dipeptide transmembrane transporter activity.
CGGCGUUCAAACUAGCCCAGGACUAUUGAUCAUGCCGCUGUCAUGAUAAUUGAGGAUCAAAAUAUACCCAAAAUGAACGUAAAUCGUGCCAGUUGGUCCACAAGACUCCUCGAGAAUAUUACCGGCCUGUUCAGAAGCUCCUCCGAGGGGCAUUCGACGGAAUAUGCCUACCUCCAGCUGGGUGAUCCAGAGCACUUCUCAGACUUCCCCACAGAGGAGGAGCGUUUGAAGCUGAGAAGGGUGGCCGAUGCGAUUCCUUGGAGCGCAUAUCUAGUAGCUUUCGUCGAGCUUGCUGAGCGAUUCUCGUACUAUGGUACCACCGUAGUAUUUACCAACUUUAUCCAGCAGCCCCUGCCGCCUCACUCACGCACGGGGGCGGGCUAUGCAGACGGCCAAUCUGGCGCCCUCGGAUUAGGCCAGCGUGCUUCGACUGCUAUCGGCACGUUUAACAGCUUCUGGGUAUACAUCAUCCCUUUACUAGGUGCCUAUAUCGCCGACACACGCUGGGGGCGAUUCAAGACAAUCUGCAUUUCUGUCGGCAUUGCAUUAAUCGGUCAUGUCAUCCUGGUCGGCUCAGCACUACCCGGGCCGAUUGAGCACCAGAAGUUGUCCUUGUCAAUUUUCCUCACCGCUGUGGUUAUCAUGGGCAUCGGCACCGGUGGUUUCAAAGCGAACAUAUCUCCUCUUGUUGCGGAGCAGUACAGGAGGACAAAGCUCUCCGUGACGACUUUGCAAACCGGGGAACGAGUAAUUAUCGAUCCUGCUUUAACCACUGCGAGGAUCUACAUGUAUUUCUACCUAUUCAUCAAUACUGGAGCUCUGGUUGGUCAGAUCGGCAUGACGUAUUCGGAGAAGUAUGUCGGCUUCUGGCUGGCAUAUUCCCUACCCACACUAGUCUUCCUCCUUUGUCCGUACAUUCUGUACCUUGGCCGGAAUCGCUAUAUCAAGACUCCUCCAUCUGAAUCUGUCCUGCUCACAGUGUUCCGCAUGGUAAAAUUCCAGAUGAAUGGACGAUGGUCGAUGAACCCAUUUAUCAUCUACGAACGCAUGCAGUCUCCAGGAUUCUGGACCCAAGCAAGGCCCAGUCAUGUACCACCACACAACCGGCCUCUGUGGAUGACUUAUAGCGAUGGCUGGGUGGACGAAGUGAGACGUGGAUUCAAAGCAUGCGAGGUCUUCCUUUGGUAUCCAAUCUACUAUCUCUCGCUAAAUCAGCUCAAUAACAAUCUCACGUCGCAGGCUGCAACGAUGAGGACGGAUGGUGUGCCUAAUGAUGUUCUAUCCAACCUAGAUCCUCUCACGCUGGUUAUUUUCAUUCCCAUCUUCGACUUCUGCCUAUACCCUAGCUUAGGAUACGCCGGGUUCCGGUUUACGCCGCUGAAGAGAAUAACGGCCGGGUUCAUCAUGGCGUCCAUAGCCAUGGCAUGGACAGCCUCCGUCCAGCAUUCGAUCUAUCAGCGGAAUCCUUGUGGGCUGUAUGUCGCUACGUGUGAGGACGCCGACGGUCGUGCUGUCACCUCCGACCUGAGCGUUUGGCUGCAAGCUCCUAGCUACAUUCUGAUAGGACUGUCGGAAAUCCUCGCCUCCAUUACGGGACUAGAGUACGCAUAUACAAAGGCGCCGAAGAACAUGCGCUCGCUUGUCAUGGCAGUGUUUCUGUUCAUGUCGGCCGUUGCUAGUGCAAUAGGCGAGGCGUUCGUCUCACUCUCCGCUGACCCUUUGCUGGUGUGGAAUUAUGGUGUAAUGAGCGUGCUUGCUGCAAUAGCAGGCACCGCGUUCUGGUUCCACUUCAGUCAUCUUGAUAUGCAGGAGGAUGAUCUGAACAACCUCAGUGAUGAGAGUCUGCUUGAUAUAGUGCUCCAAGAGUAGAUCUGCAUUGUCGAUGUAUCGUUGCCGUUGCUAGAGGUGUUCGGUAUCUGUGUCAUAGAGACAUGGAAUCCAUUUCCAUUUGCUUUGUCGAGCUUGUG